This is a messenger RNA of Thunnus maccoyii (southern bluefin tuna), 1584 nucleotides long. It is a transcript of the gene nmbr, whose product is annotated as neuromedin B receptor. Gene Ontology annotation, molecular function: G protein-coupled peptide receptor activity. NCBI's taxonomy places the organism in Eukaryota, Metazoa, Chordata, Actinopteri, Scombriformes, Scombridae. Gene Ontology annotation, biological process: G protein-coupled receptor signaling pathway. Gene Ontology annotation, cellular component: membrane. The transcript is spliced from 5 exons. The coding region runs from base 304 to 1494 and encodes 396 amino acids. The record is from RefSeq and is a predicted model, not a curated record.
GAGAGAGAGAGAGAGUCUGUGUUGUCAAAGAUGUGUCUCCUCUUUACGCAUCAGUCGCCUCUCACCCUUCAGUCAGUCAGAUAACAGUCUUCAGUCAGAUAGACGAUUCUCAGGAAAUAAAUAAAGUUUUCCUCUUUUGGCAGGUUGUCUCGGAGUGAAAACCUCCGCUCUCAUUGCGCUUUUACGCGCGGAGCAUCCCGUUGCGCGCCUGGCAGCGCUGCCUCUCUCCCGCUCUGUCACCGCCGGCCGGAGCGCCUCUGUGGAUAUUCUCCGCGCUCCGCGCAGGAAAAGCGCAUCGUGGCGAUGGACGACGAGUUCCUCUCUAACUUACCCCCGGCUCUGGCUGGAGACUCCGACGCUCUGAGCCCCAACUCUACUGAAGAGCCUGGCUGGUGGGCGUCCGGGGACGGUGGGGAGACGGUCCAUCUCGCCGUGCGCUGCGUCAUGACCUCGGUGUACAUCCUGAUCAUCACCGUGGGUCUGCUAGGAAACAUCACCCUGGUGAAGAUCUUCAUCACCAACAGCGCCAUGCGGAGCGUGCCCAACAUCUUCAUCUCCAGCCUGGCGGCGGGAGACCUGCUGCUGCUGGUCACCUGCGUGCCGGUUGACGCUUUCCGCUACUUCUCCGAGGAGUGGGUGUUCGGCGAGGCGGCGUGCAAACUCAUCCCCGUCAUCCAGCUCACCUCGGUCGGCGUGUCCGUCUUCACGCUCACCGCGCUCAGCGCGGACAGGUACAAGGCCAUAGUGAACCCCAUGGACAUCCAGACAUCCAGCGCUGUCUUCUGGACGUGUCUCAAGGCCGUUUCUAUCUGGCUGCUGUCUGUCCUGCUGGCUGUUCCUGAGGCCAUUUUCUCACAAGUCGUCUCCAUGCAGGGUCACAGGGACGACACUAACGUGACCUUCGUGAACUGCGUGCCGUACCCGUUGUCUAAUCAGAUGCAUCCUAAGAUCCACUCGGUGAUGAUCUUCUUGGUUUACUUCCUGAUCCCUCUGGCCAUCAUCUCGGUGUAUUACUACCACAUCGCCCGCACGCUCAUCAAGAGUGCCCACGACAUGCCGGGAGAAGUCAGCGAACACACCAAGAGACAGAUGGAGACGAGGAAGCGUCUGGCCAAGAUCGUGCUGGUGUUCGUGGGUCUGUUCGCGCUGUGCUGGUUCCCCAACCAUGUGCUCUACAUGUACCGCUCCUUCCACUACCACCAGAUGGACCUGUCGCUGGCCCACCUUGUCAUCACGUUGCUGGCCAGAGUCCUCAGCUUCUCCUCUUCCUGCGUCAACCCCUUUGCUCUCUAUCUGCUCAGCGAGAGUUUCCGCCGGCACUUCAACAGUCAGCUGCGAUGUGGUCGAGGUCCGCGGCCCGAGCGCCAGGCCAGCUACGUGCAGAGCACCUCCCACAUUCGCCUCACCUCCAUCAAAAAGACCACGCCCACUGCCGCCGUCGUCGCCGCCCCCGCCGCCAACGGCAACUCCAGCAGACAAGAGGUGGCUCUGUGAGGGGGGGGGGGGGGCUAAUUUUCAGUCCUGCCAACUGCAGCUACAAGACCAGGAGAGGUACUGUCAUGACUGUGUGGAGGCCUUACACCA